GAAAUUUUGCCGCGAUUUAGGCUGUGUCCCCAGUAAGCAAACUGUCAGCGGCCAACUGAGUUAGCGGCGUAUCGGUUUAGUACGCCCUUCCAUAUAUUUCAAAUGGCGUGUUCACAGUUUGCUAGUUUUGCGCUCACUGUACGCAGUUUGCAGCGUUACGCGCGCCGACUAUCUUAGUGAGCGGCCGACUCCCACCAAAACCGGUUCCAGUCGGCGGCGGCGAUUGGUUGUUCGCCGGGCGUAGUGACUCAGUUUGCCGCAAACUGAUUAUUCGGAUAGUUGGAAAAAAGCUAUCAUCGUGUUAGGACGUGUUUUUUUGCAUCGCACCUAACUAAUCUCAACGCACACACACAUCACUGAAAAUCCAAGAUGUCCUUUGAUACGGAAAGGUUCAUUAGUGAAAUACAGAAUAGACCAUGCAUAUGGAACAUGUCGAGUGAAGAAUACAGCAACAGAGUAUUAAAGCAGAGCAAUUGGAAUGAAGUCGCUGAAAUUAUAUACGAUGAUUGGCAAAACUUAGAAGAAAACACUAAACAAAAAAGAAUAAAAGACCUACAAAAAAAAUGGAAGGGUUUGCGCGACUAUCACACCAGAGAAAAAAAUAAGGAUUCCUCAGUCAAAAGCGGAAGUGGCGCAACAAAAAAACGCAAGACACCAUACUUGGACAUGUUACAGUUUUUAAAUGUUUCUAGAGCUAGCAACCAGACAUCUGGCAAUAUUAGCGCCGAGACGUCUAGCGACAGUAGCGCUAUUUUAGAUGAAAAUGAUCACUGUGUUUCAAGAAGACCAAAAAAGAUGACUGUGUUUCAAGAAGCCCUAAUUAACUCGAUGGAAAAAAAAGAGAAAACGAUCCAGAUAUGAACUUUCUACUAAAUAUUUUACCGGAAAUGAAGACAAUGUCCCCAACACAGAAUUUUGAAUUUCGGUUCGAAGUGAUGAAAAUUAUUAAAAAUAUAAAAUAUAGUGUACAUAAUAAUUAUGACGGUGGUAUGAUGCUAACUGGAUGGACGAAUGCCUACCAGUACCCACAUCAGUAUGGCUAUGCGAGUGGAAGCAGCAGUACACCAAAUGUGCAAAACUACCCUCGAAACAGUCCAUCACAUAGCUCUACAGGUUCUUCAGCGGAAAUAGAAGACAUAGAAGCAAUAUUGCGAGGCGAUUCAAACCACACUGAAGAUGAGGAAUGACAGGUUACCAACUUAAUGUUACCAUAUAUGUUCUUAAUUCAAUUUAAAUAAUACAGUAACUUUGAAAAGUGAUUGUUAAAUUAAAAACUAUAAAUGCGAAAGUGACUUUGUAUUACAAUAAAAAUAACAUAUUUUUUUAAAAUCCUAAAGCGUUAAUUAUUUACUUACCUCAAAGUUAUAGUAAGCCGUUCUUCGGGACAUAAUGUAUCUCUUGUGAUAUUAUUUUUAGCUAUGUACUGGGUUAUAGAUUUAAGCAAUUCAUCAAAUGUAUGAGAAGUCAUAUUGAAAUAGUCGUAAAAUUUUCUGGAUGUUUCCUUAGUUCUGGAUAAAGAGUGUGAAAUUGUCCAAUGCUCAACCUUUUCUUGUAUAAUGGGUGAACCCAGUGCUUCCUUUUAUCCUCUUUCAGCGCUUCUAAGAUACCAAUUACUUCAAAAAUAUCCAUCGUGACCAACACAACCACUCCCUUCGUACAACAAAAGUAAAGUGAUAAUUAAGUCGGUCGGCUAAAUAAGCGGCUAACUCUCUCAAGUUUGCUUGCGACGCACGAAAAUUGAUUUGAGUCUGCAGCUAACUCAAAUUUCAGUUCGCUGCAAAUUUGCGGCUCACUCAGUCGGCCGCUGACAGUUUGCUUACUGGGGACACAGCCU
Molecule: messenger RNA, 1834 nt
Organism: Bicyclus anynana (squinting bush brown)
Lineage: Eukaryota; Metazoa; Arthropoda; Insecta; Lepidoptera; Nymphalidae
Exons: 2
Coding region: 370-861 (163 amino acids)
Biological process (GO): regulation of transcription by RNA polymerase II
Cellular component (GO): nucleus; transcription regulator complex
Source: RefSeq, a predicted model, not a curated record